Messenger RNA from Penicillium salamii, 1551 nucleotides. NCBI's taxonomy places the organism in Eukaryota, Fungi, Ascomycota, Eurotiomycetes, Eurotiales, Aspergillaceae. The record is from the annotation of a GenBank genome assembly.
AUGGCUGUUCAAACACUUGCAAUCGCCGUGGUCACGGUAGUAUACCUGAUUAUUCGCUAUUUCAACCGCACCGAUGUGCCAAAGAUCAAGGGCCUUCCAGAGAUUCCUGGGGUGCCUAUUUUCGGCAACCUGUUGCAGCUAGGAGAUCAGCAUGCCACCGUGGCGGGGAAAUGGGCGAAAAAGUUUGGCCCCGUCUUCCAAGUGCGCAUGGGCAACAAGCGCAUUGUUUUUGCCAACAGCUUUGACUCGGUGCGCCAACUGUGGAUCAAGGAUUCGUCCGCUUUGAUCUCUCGUCCGACAUUCCACACAUUCCACAGCGUGGUCUCCAGCUCCCAAGGAUUUACCAUUGGAACAUCGCCCUGGGAUGAUUCUUGCAAGCAGCGCCGCAAGGCUGCGGCCACUGCACUCAACCGACCGGCUGUGCAGUCGUAUAUGCCCAUUAUUGAUCUCGAGUCCAACUCGAGUAUCAAGGAGCUAUACCGCGACAGCAAAAAUGGCAAGCUCGACGUGAACCCGACCACCUAUUUCCAGCGAUUUGCCCUCAACACCAGUCUGACCCUCAACUACGGGUUCCGAAUCGAGGGUAACGUCGAUGACCAAUUGUUGCAUGAGAUUGUGGACGUGGAGCGAGGAGUGUCGAACUUCCGCAGUACCUCGAACAACUGGCAGGACUAUAUCCCUCUGCUGCGAAUCUUUCCCAAGAUGAACAAGGAGGCCGAGGACUUCCGCGGUCGCCGGGACAAGUAUCUCACCUACCUGCUCGAUAUGCUCAAGGAUCGCAUCGCCAAGGGAACCGAUAAGCCUUGUAUCACUGGAAAUAUUCUGAAAGACCCCGAUGCCAAAUUGAACGAUGCCGAGGUGAAGUCCAUUUGCCUGACAAUGGUGUCCGCUGGACUUGAUACUGUUCCAGGUAACUUGAUCAUGGGUAUCGCAUACUUGGCGUCAGAAGACGGUCAGCGGAUCCAGAAAAAGGCAUAUGAGGAAAUCAUGGAGGUUUAUCCGGAUGGCGAUGCCUGGGAAAAGUGUUUGGUGGAAGAGAAGGUUCCUUAUGUGACCGCCCUGGUCAAGGAAAUCCUUCGAUUCUGGACGGUGAUCCCUAUCUGUUUGCCCCGUGAGAGCACCAAGGAUAUUCAAUGGAAUGGAGCGACCAUUCCCGCCGGGACCACUUUCUUUAUGAACGCCUGGGCGGCGGACUACGAUGAGGAUCAUUUCAAAGAUGCUGACAAGUUCAUCCCCGAGCGGUAUCUGGAGCUGGGCGAAGGCUCGGGCACUCCUCAUUACGGCUAUGGAGCGGGUUCUCGCAUGUGUGCGGGCUCCCACCUAGCAAACCGAGAGCUGUUCACGGCAUUCAUCCGCCUGAUCACUGCAUUCCAUAUGCACACUGCGAAAGAAGUCGCUGAUCGACCCAUUCUCAAUGCCAUUGAUUGCAAUGCUAUUGCAACAGCGUUGACCACCGAGCCGAAGCCCUUCAAGGUUGGGUUCACCGCGCGGGAUCCCAAGAAGCUUGAGCAAUGGAUUGCCGAGAGCGAUGAGCGCACCAAGGAUCUUUAA